AAAUGGAAAAAUCCGUUUGGACAUAAUUUGAUCACAAUAGAAAAAAAUUAGGUUCACACUAUAAACUAGGUAAUCUUUUAACAUUUUUACCUUGAGUGGGAAUUUAUUUGAGAAAAGACUCACAAGGCUAUGUAAGUCUUUUCACAAUUGUGACCAAUUUUAGGUAAAAAAAAUUAUGGCCAUUUAACAUUUUUCAAAAUAAAUUUCUUUCCUACCAAACACACCCUUAAAUCUCAAUGACCUUUUGGUUUCCUUAGGCCCGUAGUAUUCCGUGGAACCAAGAAAAGAUUAUUAGUAAAAUAAAACUCAAAAAUAGAACCCAAUAAAUAUAUAUACACCAAAGUACAGAAAUAAUGCGAUAUACAUGGCAACCAAAUAGACCCCCUUAUGCAUAAGGAGUCUCUUCCUCUUGUUCUCUUUUCACAUAAAAAAAUCGCUCCAAUCUCUUCAAAUUCCUCUCGUUAAAUUCUAGGGUUAGGGUUUGGGUUUUAAUUCUUCGCUAAUUUAUAUCGUAAUCCUAUCAAUACUGUUAAGCGGCUUAACCCAUGGAGUCUUCUAUUGUGAUCAAGGUCAAGUAUGGAGAGACACUUAGACGAUUCAAUGCCCGUGUUGCUGAUGAUAAACUUGGUCUUAACAUAGAUGGAUUAAAAGACAAGAUCUUUCAGCUUUUCAACUUUCCUCCUGACAGUGAACUUACACUGACAUACAUUGAUGAGGAUGGUGAUGUUGUAACACUUGUUGAUGAUGAAGAUCUGCUGGAUAUUACGAGGCAGGACCUGGAUCCCCUGCGAAUAUCUGUGAGAUUGAACACUGAAAAACUUAGUAGGUCUCCACGUACAUCUAGUGGAAAGUCUACUUCCUUCAGAUCCCCACUGAUCCAGCCUACAUUUCCGAACAUAAAGUCUAGUGUGUCGGAUCUUCUCAAGUUUUUGCCAGAGUCAAAAAGCAGUAAAAUCUUAAAGCACUCUGCAGACAUGGCGUCUAAAGCCUCAUCAGCUGCUGCCCGAGAAAUUGCUGAGCUUUCCAAAGCUCUCUCGGUGACCGGCUUAUCAUUCUUAAAGCAGGCUUGUCCAGUAUCUGGAGUCAGUACGGGUAACGUUAGAAGUGGAGAGUCACCUCAAGCUGAGAAUGCGGAGGAGCUGACCUUUAAAACUGCAGGAGAACCCAAAAAUCAUACUGGAUCAGAUUCCUCAAAAUUGAAGUCCUCCCAACCAUAUCAAAAUGGUAUUCAGUGUGAAUCAUUAUCCAGAAGUCCUAAGCCUCAGUCAUAUCUGGUAGGCGGUAAGAAGGAAGAGGGUAAUAAAUUUGGUGAUUGCCAUCUUGUUGGGAAGGCUCUUGGUUUUUCAUAUUCCAGUGCCUCAACCGCUGGCGCAGAGAAGAGAGCUAAUAAACAAUCAAGUGAGAAUCACCCAGGUGCUGAGCCUGUUAGUGCGGUUGGUUUAUCUGGGAUGCUUUCUAAUGAGUUUAGAUCUCCAAGUUCAUAUUCCAUUACUGGGGUGCCUGUGUUUAAAAACACUAUCCAACCUCGAUACUCCCCUUUCCAGAUCCCAGGUAAAACGAAUCAUAAUCACAGUGAUAGGUCAGCCUCUAUUUUCCAUAGAGGUGUUCGCUGUGAUGGUUGUGGAAUUCAUCCAAUAACUGGCAUUAGGUUCAAAUCUAAAGUAAAGGAGGACUAUGAUCUCUGCAGCAUAUGCUUUGCGCAAAUGGGCAAUGAUGUUGAUUACAUCAGAAUGGAUCGGCCUUUUACUUACCAUCAUCCUGUAGCUUUCGAGCGUGACAUCCAUCGAGGCAGUGGGGUGAGAUCGUCUAAGCUGGACAGCCUCUUCACACAGGAUGUCAAUGUACUUGAUGGUACUAUCAUGGCUCCAUUGACUCCAUUUACCAAGGUCUGGAGAAUGAGGAACAAUGGUAAUAUUGUCUGGCCCCAAGGAACACGUCUUGUUUGGAUUGGGGGAGAUAGAUUAAGUGAUGCUUUCUCUGUUGAAUUACAGAUCACUUCGGGUGGCUUGGCUGUUGACCAUGAUCUUGAUGUGGCAGUUGAUUUUACUGCUCCUGAGCUUCCCGGUAGGUACAUCUCUUACUGGAGGAUGGCCUUGCCUUCAGGUGAGAAGUUUGGGCAGCGUGUGUGGGUGCUUAUCCAGGUUGAUCUUUCAAAGAACCCGCCGAAAAAGGAGUUCCCUCAGGACCUGGACUUGAAUUUUCCUCCGGCCUGCAAUGAUAUACCUGGUUGUGAGAUUAUUAAUCUGGUUGCUGAAAGGACAAAAGAGGAUAUUGUUCCUGUCCCUAAAAUUGCAAACCCUACCAUGGAAUUUUUUGAGCCGGUUGCCGAUGGAAACAGAAUCAAGGAGCUGGAGUCAAUGGCGUGCAUUUCUCCUUCUGCAGCUGGUUCAUCUGUUUCACAUCCCAUUGAUUUAUCUGAGGCAGCACCAGCAGUUACUUCUGUUGCAGAGCUGCAGGCAUCUUCACCGGAUGUCGGAGAAAAUAAUGAUAUCGAGACGAGCCUUCUCAAGGAACUGGAGGAAAUGGGUUUCAAACAGGUAAACUUAAACAAAGAGGUCUUGAGAAUGAAUGAGUAUGACUUGGAACAAGCAGUAGGUGAUCUUUGUGGUGUUUCUGCGUGGGAUCCUAUCCUUGGAGAGCUGGAGGAGAUGGGUUUCCACGACAAAGAGAUGAACCAGAAGUUGCUCAAGAAGAAUAAUGGCAGCAUCAAACGUGUUGUGAUGGAUCUUAUUGCUGGAGAGAAUUAGGAUCUAGUUAGUACUACUUGCUGCAUUAUAUGAUGCUUUCGGUAGACUGCUAUAAUUAACUUGCUAAACUGAACAGAAUGGUUCUAGUUACUUUGCUUCCUUUGUUGGUUUUGCAUUCAAUAUAUGCACUGGAACUUCUUAAGAGUCAUCA
This is a messenger RNA of Capsicum annuum, 2898 nucleotides long. Its product is annotated as protein JOKA2. The record is from RefSeq and is a predicted model, not a curated record. The transcript is spliced from 7 exons. Gene Ontology annotation, molecular function: protein binding; zinc ion binding. NCBI's taxonomy places the organism in Eukaryota, Viridiplantae, Streptophyta, Magnoliopsida, Solanales, Solanaceae. Bases 546 to 2747 code for a protein of 733 amino acids.